AAUCACUUUAUCAUAAAAAAGAAGAAAGAAAACCCAAUUUCCUUUUUCUUCAUUGCUUGGCUUGUCUGCUUGCCAUUGGGUGGAGGACUAAGCAAUCUGUUGUCUCUCCGGAAGAAAGAUGGAGAGUAAACAAAAGCAAAGAACCCCACACUUAAAAAUUUGUAAGAAAGAAAAGUAGCAGUAAACCAGCAGUAGUAGCAGUAGGCUAAGGUGGUUUAGUUUUUAGUGAGAGAGAAAAAGGCAUAACCAAUUAGGGCUCCGUCGGAAAGUUGCCCACAUAAAGGAUUCGCUUUGGGGGUUGAGUUUUCGAGAUUGAUAUGGCAUUUUUCUUUUGGUAUUUGUCCCAACAUGCGACUGGAGGGUUUUGAUGAGCUGAAAUGAAAAAAUUUGAUACUCUUUUGAAGGAAGUUGAGGGGUAAGAUGAGGUGGUCGUUAGUUAAUUUUGACAUUUGAAUUUGGUCUGGUGUUUUUGGGUGAAGUAAACUUUUGAGUGAAAUCGCGUAAGAAAGGAAAAAAUGACAACAGAAUCAAACACGGGGUUUCAUCAUGAAGAUAGUUUAGCUUUUAUGAUGAAUCGGAACGCUAUAUCUUUCCAAUCAGCUGCUAUUAGCAGUAGUUCCGAGAUGAUUCCGAUAAGUAGUUACUUUGCACCGCCGCCCUUGUUUUUGUCAGGGAAUUCCGGUAUCAUUACCACCUCCCCUUGCUUAAUCCAACCUGGAACCUCUUCUGGCUCUUCUCUCCUUCUUGAUUCCGUUGCAGGGCUCAAGCAUGAUACGGGGUUGGCUGUUGAAUGGUCUGUCGACGAACAGCACAUAUUGGACAAUGGCCUUGAAAAAUAUAAAGAGGAACCAAAUAUUAUGAAGUAUAUAAAGAUUGCGGCUACCUUACCUGAUAAAACUGUACGUGAUGUUGCGUUGAGGUGUAGGUGGAUGCAAAGAAAGCGGAGGAAACCUGAAGAAUAUAUUGCAGGAAAAAAGGUGAACAAUAGGAAGGAUAAGCUGGUGGAAUCAUCUUCAAAAAUGAAUAUGCCUUCAGCUCUGCCACAAAACAUGACUGUAUAUCCUCUCAUGGUGCACCAUUUGGGCCAGAAUGAAAGAAUGCCUUCUGAAGGAAUAAGUGGUACAACUAUGCAACGUUUGAAGCAAAAUGCUCAAACUUUUACUCAAAUCACAUCCAAUCUUUCGGCAUACAAGUUACAGGAUAAUAUUGAUCUCUUUUUUCACGCAAGGAACAAUAUUACCGCCAUCCUAAAUGACAUGAGAGAUAUGCCAGGUUUAAUGAGCCAGAUGCCACCAUUGCCUGUAUCUGUUGAUGAGGAUUUAGCAAAUAGCAUCUUGCCCGGUGCAACUAGUGUCUUGCCUAGUGCAACUCAGUCGAUGAUUUAUGCUUUGUCAAGCGGGGUCCAUCUCAAGCAGGAGCCAAGGUGCUGAUAGGGAAUUGUUGAGAUUGAGGUUGGGUAUAUCUGCUCUGUGUAAUUACAAAAAAAAAUUUCUACUGUAAAUGCAUAAGAAGGUGGUAGGAUGCUGUUCUUCCUCUUCUGUACACAAAUACUCUUCACACGUUGGGUGCCUCAAUGGAAAAAUUUGUAGAGAUCCCCAUUUUUGGAACCUAAAAUGUUUACCCUCCAGAUAUCAAAAACCAAGCACCAGAUAAUAAGAAUGCAGACUGGUUAUCAUCUCCUGGCUCCAGGCAGAAAAAGAAGAAUUGUCUAACUGAUUGAGCUGAAUUUUGCAUUGAAGUUUCAUGUGUAUAAUUUAUAACUUGCUACACCUUGGAGUGGAUAUUUGGUGCUUGAUUUAUAACUGCUUGCAGUUUGUUAAUCUUCUUGUUUCAGUAUUAGACCAAUUCGAAUGCUUGAUAAGGUCAAUUCCACUUCCUCUCAA
This is a messenger RNA of Theobroma cacao (cacao), 1883 nucleotides long. RefSeq lists its product as uncharacterized. The record is from RefSeq and is a predicted model, not a curated record. Lineage: Eukaryota; Viridiplantae; Streptophyta; Magnoliopsida; Malvales; Malvaceae.